Molecule: messenger RNA, 3958 nt
Organism: Ornithodoros turicata
Lineage: Eukaryota; Metazoa; Arthropoda; Arachnida; Ixodida; Argasidae
Gene: mRpL42
Product: large ribosomal subunit protein mL42-like
Exons: 6
Coding region: 130-552 (140 amino acids)
Cellular component (GO): mitochondrial large ribosomal subunit
Source: RefSeq, a predicted model, not a curated record
AUCCAUGCCAAUCCAGGAAGUAGCAAGUAGCCACACGGAAUUUAAUGUAGUCGAAACAAGGGAAUAAUUUGAUGUCUGAAAAGUGUUUCCCGAGUUUUAUCUAAUUGAAACUGCAUUGUACUGUCAGAAAUGGCUUUGUGUCACAUGAUUACAAGACUCAACCGACUUGCUAAUCGACAGAGCAUGCAUAACAUAGGACAGGCCGCAACUGGUCAUCAGUUCAGCACAAGUCAAGCAUAUUGCAAGAAAACUUUAAAUGACUACACCGUAAUGACCGAUGACGGCUCCACAAUUGUGUGCUGGCAUCCUGAGAGGGAGUUCCCUUAUGAACACACAAAGCCUUUACCUGUGAUUGAGCCACGAGUCAGAGAGGGUGACUCGGUGCUGAAGCUUCAAGUGCGAGUGGACAGCUUGAAGCGUGGUUACAGGAAUGAACGCUUAGAAAUUGAAGAGCUGUGCAAGCUCACGUACACCACCAAGCACAGAUGGUAUCCAAGGAACGAGGAAAAAUACAAGGACCCAAAUCCUCCAAUUGACAGAGAAGGACUCUAGAGCAAUAGAUAUGUACUCCAAGGAAAUACAGCAGCUUAGCGCAUCGUUCUUGUUGAAAAUGAAUGAGGCAGUGUGAUUUCAAACAAACAAACAUACAAAACUCUUCUAUUGUUUUGCUGUCUGCUGCAUGCUGUUGCGCAGCUGUUUCCUACCAGACUCCAAGCUGACUGAAACUGCUAUUCACUUGUGCUCGAGAUCAAAGUAGGAUGAAAGGGGGAUGAGUAAUUCAUCGCAUAAUGCAUCAUGAUGAAAUAUUUCAUGAAAAAUGCGUAUGUGUUUGUGCAAGCAUGCUACGUGAUUGAAGCGAUGUUAGGGUUUGAUAUCAUGGUUGCUACAGUGGAUCCACUCUGAUAUGUAACUUGAAGGAAUGAGAUGUGCUGAUUUGUUGUGAGUGAUUUCUAGCUGGUUACUCAGAGUUUUAAUCCCAUAUUGCUGACACAUACUCUCGCUAUGGUCAGAUGAGUGUCUUGUAGAUAACAAAUUUAAAGUUAGUUUUGGGUAGGACAGAAGUUUCUUUUGAGGUAUGCCAGCGUCCGAUUAGCACAUUUUUGAUGCCACAUUCAAUGUGAUUAUUUCAGCUAAGAUUAGCAGUAUGAAUGUACAGGUAACUAUAUGAUUCAACAGAUUCAGGAACAACACCAUCAAGAUGUGUUGGUUACGUGCUCGUGGGGACGAGAGAUUUGCACGUGUUUACACUUUUUAGCAUUUACAUUCAUUUGCCAUGUGUCACACACACACCAGGAGGAGAGAGAGUAGAUGUGAGGCUCAAGUGCAUGAGUGUUGUUGUCGGUAGAUAUUUCGAGAAUACCACAAGCAUCUGCAAAUAAAUGAAUCAAAGGAGCAAAGGCAGUUGGGGAGAUCCCUGAUGUAAUGAAUAGUAAGGGCCCAAGAGCAGAACAUCCGUAAAGUAAUGAGCACAAACACUAAAGACGAACACAAGAGAAGUGGACGGGACGAGCGCAAAUGGUCACCUGGGUGAUUUCACGCGGAAUCAGGCAGGGUGGUCCAGUCGGCCUCUCCGAUUUUUUUCUUUCAAACACAUGUCAAAGCCUAGUCUGUAGGAAGAAUAUUGACAGUGAAAUUAAUUGAAAAUAGUUAGUAGUUAUGUGUUAAUUAGUUACCGUUCAUAUGCGGACGCUUCGACAACAGCGCUUCCUAUGAAGUUUGAUGCAGCGUAUCUUCAUAACCAUUCAACAUAUUCAGCCGAAUUAUUUUUCGACAUGCUGUCACCGGUUGGCCGCGUUGUAUCCCAGGUUACGAAGAUUCGAAGGUCUUCCUUUGUCCAGUUUUAAAAAUUGCAAAGUUGCAUUAUUUGUAAAUUUGCACCUCACUGAUCUUCUUUCAGUUGUGAUACCUAAAAGUAAUUUAUGUCAUUCUGUUCGCCUCGAAAUGAUCUUUCUUCUCGUAGCAAGCACGUCGUUUCGUGAUUUGGGACAAUGCAUCGAGCGUCAGUUUUGUGAAGGGUGGUCUACUGAAAAUUGAUAAAUUCAAUAGCCCGCUUCUCAUAUACAGUGAACCCUCGUUAAUGUGCCCCCCCCCUUUUAAUCUGACAUACACGCUUUAUGACCGCUUUUCUCGGAAACCGUUCCGCUGGCAUGUAACUCAUUAAUAUCUCAAUCUGUUUAUGGCACAAUGACCAAGGUUUUUAUCACAAGUAGGGUCAAACACAGGCAUUAUCUACUCGUUAUUAUGACCGCGUCACACGACCCUCAGAGGAGCCCCCGGGAGAGGCCAUGCGCUUCAUGCUGUAGAGCGUCCAGGUUUGGGACGAACCCUGAAAUUGUUGACCUCGAGGUUAUGCUCCUAUCGCUGUUCGAACCACUGAAAUGCUUAAAAAGGCGGUGGCCAUGUGCAGGAGCAGGUCACGCUGUGCUGCUACUGUCAUCACGUAAGGAUGGAAGAGGACUGAUCUGGCAGCCGGAAUGAAGAGCGGCGUUACACAAAUGAGGCAGCAAAUAGUUAUUUUUUUACCAAAGAAAGAACAUUGAUAAUGUGUCCACAAUAGACCUCUACCAGAGAAACGUCGUCAUGACGUUUGUAGACAGACUGAAACCGAAACAAAUCGGAAGGAGAGGGCUGGGUUCCACGAACGGGCACUUGUUCGCUACCUCCCAUUGAGAGAAAAGUAGGACCGAAGGUCUCGUCCCUUCCAGGGCCCAUCGUAAUCCCCUCAAGACCGUGGCUUCCGGGCGCGACCUCGUUCACCUCAAGCUUCGAGCGUAGUUCAACUCUACCAAAUUUGUGGCGCUGUCGAGCACUAUGACGUCAUUUGUUUACAAACAGGGAGAGGUCUAUUGAUGGUGCUAUUGUCCACUCACAAAAAUUAAUUACUGAUAAUUGCUCGAAGCAGACAUUGUUUAAAGAUUGCUCAGAAAAUAAAUCAUAAUUACGCACGCUCUUGUUGCGCGUAGCGGUCUGUCCGAUCCGCAGAGGGUGCGUUUCUCGCUAAUAUGCCAAUUCGCUUUAUGACCAAAAUCCGCAGAAACGGCACUGGUCAUAUUAACGAGGGUACACUGCCCAUUCGUGACGUUGUUCAUAUUUCUCACAAACUUUGUUCACGACGACUCAAAAUGGCACAUCAAAUGGAAAUUUGCUUCAGAGAUGGGUGAAGUUACAUUUCAGAGGUGCAAAAUGCGACUUCUGCAGCGACUUCUCAGUAAAGUGGGCAGCAACGGCUAGAGCUGUUCUUUUUUCUCUCGAGACCUCUGAAAAGUGCACUAUUAUAUGUAAAAUGAAGUCAAAAUAGUGCUUUGAGAACAUUUCUUCAACAAACAACAUUAACUGUGAAAAUAAAAAAAAUAUGAAGAACCUGCACAGAAGCGUGCCGAUGAGGCGAGAAAUGAAAUUGAACGCACUUCUGAUCGCUUUUGCUGCUGUGGACCUCAGGUUGCACAGUGUACCCCUCCGACUCUGUCACAUGCACUCUUGUCAUCCCCAUUUGCAGUGAACACCCACUUUGAUGUCACGUAGUUUGUAUUUGGAAGUUCGUAUAGUCUGUACCGAUUCUUGAAAUGGACAGCGGACAUGUAGGUAAUUGUUGAUGAUGUAGUAAUUUUCAUCCAGCCAGGCUUCAAUGAUGUUGGCAGCGAGUCUUAAACUUCCUUCGUCGCACCUGCAGUCCUCUUCAUGUCCCUGUCCUCACCAGUCAAAAAUUGUAGCAGCAAAAAUUGUAAAAGCAGCAGCCGUCCAGUCCUGCCUGUGUUUUACCCACUCUUGUCCGUGUCUUGCCUGCUGCUUGUCAUACGUUAUGAACUGGCACCAGCUACCCCGCAUUGUCCCCGCAGUGAAAAAUUGUACCUUCUUCCUCCCAUACAGAACCCAUGCAUAUCAUGCUUUAAUGCAGCCUCUUAAAUUUCUUCUAUUCAAAGUUGAUGUCUUUUGUUAAAUACAUGUUUUCAAAGCCCUA